AUGAGCUCAAGCUCCAGUACCCUCCAACUGUCCUACCUCCCCCUCCGGAAGUUCGACACCUGCGACAUUCCAAAAGUGCUCACAGUUUCGCGCCCCCUGUUGCGUCUUGACCCCUAUACUAUGCGUCCUGCGUGGGCCCUGUUUUUCCUUUUCUUGACCUACCGGGUGGCUCGUUCACUUGGCCUGCCUUUCCCCCCUCCUUCGUCUCAAUGUAAACGUGUCACGUACAGAGCUCUGCAAGGUCAGAGCAGGAGGGAGGAUGCCGAGGAAGGAAGUAAGAGCCGGGAAGAGGGCUGCGGGAAAGCAUCGAGCGGAGAAAAAGGAAGGGCACGCAAAGUCACGAAAUCCACCUCCAGUUACCAGGAUGCAUAG
Molecule: messenger RNA, 372 nt
Organism: Knipowitschia caucasica
Lineage: Eukaryota; Metazoa; Chordata; Actinopteri; Gobiiformes; Gobiidae
Source: the annotation of a GenBank genome assembly